ACCCGCGGCGAAACGCAAGAUCCAUCGAGCCCACACGGAAGGCUCCCUCCCUCGUGAUCCCAUGGCCGUUGAGCUGCAGCGCGUCCCGAUGGUGGGUGAGAUCGAGAGCGAGAAGGAGGGAUUCGGCAGCCUCGACCUCUGCGACCGCACGGCCAUGUACGGGAGGCAUGGGCGCUCGCUGGAGCCAGUGGCCGCCGCCAAGAACCUGUGGAAGUGGGUGAAAGCCAAGCUCAUGAAGAACAAAACCUACAGCUUGGCCCCGCCGUCGCCGCCGACCAGUGAAGACCAUAUCUCCAUCCGCGUCUCCUCCGACCGCGGCAUCCCCGAGGUACUCGCCAGAUCUGAUGUCAGAACAAGCAUACAUUUAUGUGCUGCAUGGUGGGGCGUGCAGCUUAGCAAAGUGGCAACUAUGGCCUCUGUGUUGACCAAGGGCUUCGAUGUCCCCCGGAACGACAACAGCCCGAACUCUGGGCUGCAGGACGGCAACAACAACGAAGUCACUCUCAACAUAGACUCAGAGUCCGUAGAGGUGCCUGAUGAUGAGCCAACGAGCGUGCCCACGAUUUUGUUUCCAGCAAACCUCGCCGUGGCACUGUGGAUGAUGGCCUUGCUCACCCUAAGCAUGGUCAUAGGCACAGUGCUCUACAAGCCUGCCAGGGGAGGCGUCUUUGGCAACAACAAAAGCAUCUACUACCUCACCCUCGCCAGCAUCUUCUUAUUUGGAGUCGCAGAGGCAUUCACAGCUUACUGUGUGUCCCGCUCCCGUGACGCUAACAAGCGUCGUUUCUCCUUUGGGAGGGUAGUUCUCUGUGCCUCAGUCGGGCCAUUCGUUGCCAUUGUCGGAAUCGGUGGUUUUACUUUCAUCAAGGGCUAAUUGAACAUGCACUGCGCCACUGACUUUCGUUGAGCAAGGAAAAUCCCAUGGUGGCUACAGUGGCAAGUGGCAACAGUGUUUAAGGUCCAGAAGUGGUGGACCCGCUAGGAAUUGGGAAGGCAUUGCGUUGUUGUUGUUAUUAUUAUUAUUUUUUAAACUAGCUGCUUCAUUGCCUUCGUUGCUACUCCCUCCGUCCGAAAAUACUUGUCAUCAAAAUGCAUAAAAAGAGAUGCAUCUAGACUCCGGACGGAGGGAGUAGUAUCUUAUUUUUGUGGAAACAUUUAUUUUUGGGUCUUUGUUAAGCUGUGCCCCAGCAAUCAUUUAACUCUCCUUUAUUUUCUGGCUUGUUGAUGGCCCAGCAAUAACUCAACUCAUCUAUUUUUGGGAUU
This is a messenger RNA of Triticum aestivum (bread wheat), 1263 nucleotides long. RefSeq lists its product as uncharacterized. Bases 62 to 874 code for a protein of 270 amino acids. NCBI's taxonomy places the organism in Eukaryota, Viridiplantae, Streptophyta, Magnoliopsida, Poales, Poaceae. The record is from RefSeq and is a predicted model, not a curated record. The transcript is spliced from 4 exons.